Molecule: messenger RNA, 1970 nt
Organism: Nothobranchius furzeri (turquoise killifish)
Lineage: Eukaryota; Metazoa; Chordata; Actinopteri; Cyprinodontiformes; Nothobranchiidae
Product: leucine-rich repeat-containing protein 43
Molecular function (GO): protein binding
Source: RefSeq, a predicted model, not a curated record
UAACAGAACUUCAGCUGUUGCCUGGCAACAAGCAAAUGUUUGUAAACAAUCUUCUAAGAUAACUGGCUCCUGUAGCUAACAUGUCCUUUUGCUUUCUCUGACAUAUUCUCAGUAAUAAUGAGCUCUAAGUCCCUCUCUGCUGUGCUGGAGAAGAGGAUACAACGUCUCUGUCUGAGUGACUUUCCUUGUGGAUCCGGCUCCUGGAGGGAGACCAAAGACGGUCCAGAGGGAGCAGAAACUGAGUCGAGGGACGCCCUCCUGGAUCUGCUGGACUGUCCUCGCUCUCCGUGGUGGCUUGAUGAUUACUCCUGGAGUCCUCAAGCUAAGGAACUGAGACGGCUGGCUGUGAUCCAUCCAGAACGUCUCACAGCAAAAUUCAUUUACAGUUUCUUUACUUCGUUUUGUAUCGUGAACAAAAACGUGUCGGUUAUCGAUGGAGGCCUACUGAAGUUCAGGAAACUGGAGAAACUUGAUCUGAGCUGUAAUGUAAUCUCAGAAAUUCCUGCAGAGAGCCUUCCCAGCACCUUAAAGAUUUUGGAGUUACGUGCAAACUGCUUAUCUUCUCUGUGCAGUCUCACAGAGCGCCCGCCUCCUCAGCUGCAGUACCUCGGCCUCAGCUCAAACAGGCUGGGUUCCCAUAAAGACAUUUCUUGUCUUACAGGAAGAUACUGGCCACAGCUGGUGACUUUGGAACUCAACGACUGUGAGUUUGAGGACCAGCAAGCCCUGCUGAAUGCUCUGAGCUCUCUCCCGUCUCUGAAGAUGCUGAUGCUUAAAGGAAACCCAUUCACCCUUGCACCAUCGUACCCUGGCUUGGCUGUGGACUGUCUCCCACAGCUGGCCUGCCUGGACACCUUGUGGCUCUUUCCUAAGGAAAGGAGUCGUUUUAGAGGCUUGGCCUCAGUGAGAGAUGUGACUAUGGAUGUGGCUUCGGUCACAGUGAGUCUGGGCAGGCUAAGAGGAAUUCCAGAUGUUCUGACGAGUGAGAUGAAAACAACUUCUCCCGUUGCCCCCGUAUCCUACAAAUACUUCAUCACAUAUCAGUUCCUCUGUUCUUCUGCAUCCGAUAAAACGAAACUCAACAGUGAGUCUCAACCCGACACCACCUCUACAGCUCACGUGCCAGAGGCGGACGCUGACCAACAACAAACAAACCAAGAGCAGUCCAAACCAGACACGGGAGCUUUCACGCUCCAUGAUGAAACCUACACUGGAUUUCAACACUUAUCGCAGCACAGCACGGCUAGGAUGAUGUGGUCCAAGGAGAUGGACUUCAAUGACAAGCAAACAUACACUGUCAGUUCUCUGGGACAGUUGAAGAAAUUUCUCAAUGAAGGACUUGAUCUCAGGCUGGAGGAGGAAAAGGUGCUGUCUUGUCCUGCAGCCUUCAAAAAGGAGGGGAAACCGAGCCGGCCUGAGAAGGAGAAGAAAACUAAAGAAGAAACUCCAGCUAAAUCAACUUCCACAAAGGACAAAAUGAGCAAAUCUGCACCAGAACUGGUUCAGGACCCCCCCAUCAGUGCAAUCCUUGGCUCUGCACACGUUCCCCUGCACAGCAUGGUCCAGGGGAGUCAGAAGGUCAAUGUCCUCUGUGACUUUGGACUCCUUCAAAAGGAUCUUGGAAUGGAAAUUAUGGAGAAAAAGAAGGAAGACGAAGAAUCAAAACAGACAGGAGGCAGCGGAGCAAAGAAGAGCACAGCAACAUCAAAAGGAAAAGGAAACGAAGACGCAGAUGUCCAGUCAGAGCCGUCCACACCUGUCCAACAGGAACCAGUAACCGUGGAGCUGUGUGUGGAGCUGAAGAGAUGGCAGACAGCAUCUGACAUGCUUCAACCAUCGCUUAAACUCACUGCCACACCCAAAUUUAAAAAAAAGGUUUUGAAGCUUGUUAAACGUCAAACAGAAACUAAAUAAUGGAUUAGACAGAAAACUGUUCAAAUCUGUGGUGAAGAAGUUAUUAAAUGUUUGUU